UCAUUGCGCUGCUCAGAACAGCGCGUGAUUUAAAACUAGUGAAUUUUGGGGGACGGGGAGGGGCGCGGCUGGCCGGUCUUCCUCUCCCGCGGCGCCGGCGGUGCUGGGCGGGUGGAGGUGCGGAGUCGUCCCCAUGGCCGCGGCGCCGGAGCCCGGCGAGCCCGCGAAGGGGAAGCUCUUUAAGCUCCUAGGCAUUUUCGGUGUUGAAAAUAUUCCCUGUGCCCGGGACUCAAUAUUGUAUGGUUCAUUAGGAUCUGUUGUGGCUGGCUUUGGACUUUUUUUCUUUUCUAUUGUUGUUAACUAGUAGAAUUAGAAGAUCAGGUGUGGAGUAGGAGGAUUUAUCUUAGUGACUUUGGGAUGCUGGUUUCACUGUAGAUAUAAUUAUGCAAAGCAAAGAAUCCAGGGAAGAAUUGCCAGAGAAGGAAUGAAAAAUAAGAUAUUAUAUGAAAGUACCCACCUUGAUCUUGAAAGAAAACAAACCAAGGGCAACAGCAGCAGUUGAACAACCUUGAGCAGAGAAAACCAGACUCCCUCAAGUCAGUGUGAACAAA
Chlorocebus sabaeus (green monkey) is the source of this 551-nucleotide messenger RNA. The record is from RefSeq and is a predicted model, not a curated record. Lineage: Eukaryota; Metazoa; Chordata; Mammalia; Primates; Cercopithecidae.